Manihot esculenta (cassava) is the source of this 2514-nucleotide messenger RNA. Its product is annotated as LRR receptor-like serine/threonine-protein kinase EFR. Gene Ontology annotation, biological process: protein phosphorylation. The transcript has 5 exons. Bases 1 to 2514 code for a protein of 837 amino acids. Gene Ontology annotation, molecular function: ATP binding; protein kinase activity; protein binding. The record is from RefSeq and is a predicted model, not a curated record. Lineage: Eukaryota; Viridiplantae; Streptophyta; Magnoliopsida; Malpighiales; Euphorbiaceae.
AUGGGACUCUAUUGCCGGAAUUUCUCAGCAUCUUUCUCAUCCUUGUGCCUCCUUUCUAUUAUUCAUUUCUUCUGCUUCAACUUGCCAGUAGCCUCUGCCAUCCACAGGAACAAUGACACAGAUCGACUCUCAUUGCUGGAAUUCAAGGCCACAAUAAGCAAUGACCCUCUUGGGGUGAUGAGCUUAUGGAAUAGCUCUCUUCACUUCUGCAGGUGGUAUGGCGUCACGUGUGGGCGCAGACACCAAAGAGUCACAAUGUUAGACCUAAACUCUCUUAAACUCUCAGGUUCCAUAUCACAACAUGUUGGUAAUUUGAGUUUCUUAAGGAAGUUGUCUCUUCAAAACAACAGCUUCACCCAUGAGAUCCCUCCUCAGAUUGGCUAUUUACGUAGACUGCAAGUUUUGUCUCUUUAUAACAAUUCAUUUGAUGGUCAAAUUCCUUCCUCCAUAUCUAACUGUUCAAACCUUGUUUUCUUUUAUUUGGAUAACAACAAUUUUGCAGGGAAAAUUCCUGCAGAGCUUGGCUCCUUAGUGAAGCUGAAAGCCAUUUAUUUACAGAGCAAUAAUUUCAUAGGGACUUUCCCGUCAUCUUUCGGGAACCUAUCGUCCCUUGAGGAACUUCCUGCUUAUAAAAAUCAUUUGCAUGGAAAUCUUCCUGAAACUUUUGGCCAAUUGAAGAGUCUAAGGGAUUUAGCAAUUUUUGGAAAUGGUUUCUCGGGUACCAUCCCUUCCUCCAUCUUCAAUCUUUCAUCGAUCAUAUAUUUAGACCUGGGAGUAAAUAACUUCCAUGGGAAACUUCCCUUGGACAUUGGAAACUCUCUUCCAAAUCUCCAAUUUUUUUCUAUUGCCGAAAACCAAUUCAGUGGUACCAUUCCAGCUUCCAUGUCUAACGCUUCAAAUCUUGAACUAUUUGAUCUGCCCCUAAAUAAUCUCGCUGGAGGAGUGCCUUCUCUUGCCAAGUUGCAUAGGCUUUCAGAAUUUGUGAUUAGUGGCAACAACUUAGGAAGUGGAAAAGCUGAUGACUUGAGAUUUCUUUCAACUUUAACUAACGCCACAGCUUUAAAAUUCCUAUUCAUAGACGCCAAUAACUUUGGAGGAGAACUUCCAGAAUACAUCGCCAACUUUUCAAAGGAGCUCCAAUUCUUUGGCGCAGAGCUCAAUCAAAUAUCUGGAAACAUCCCAGUUGGAAUACAGGCUCUUGUUAACUUGGAAAUGUUCCUUGUAGAUAGGAACAAACUUUCAGGUAAUAUUCCAUCAGGCAUUGGACAGCUCCAAAAUUUAAAAUUACUUUACCUUGGAAAUAAUAAGUUAUCAGGAUAUAUUCCAUCAUCUCUGGGAAACCUGACAAAUUUACUUGAAGUUGUUUUAUCUAACAAUUACCUCCAAGGCACCAUUCCUUCCGGUCUAGGCAAGUGCAAGAAAUUGCUCAGACUGGAUUUUUCUAUAAAUAAUCUCAGUGGUCCCAUUCCAUCGCAAGUUAUUGGAUUGUCCUCCUUGUCAAAAGUUCUUGAUUUGUCUUUGAAUAAUUUAUCUGGUUCUCUUCCAAAAGCAAUAGAAAAUUUGAAAAAUCUAGAAAUCCUUGCCCUUCAUGGGAACAUGUUAUCAGGAGAGCUUCCCAUGGUAGGAGUUUUCAAGAAUUCUAGUGCUACCUUUGUGGGAGGAAAUAAAAAUCUAUGUGGUGGCAUACUAGGUGUUGCCCUUUUGUUUAUCUGUUUGCUUCUUUGGCGUAAUUCAAAAAAGAGAAAAGGAGAAGCUGCGUCACUAUUUGAUGGGAAGUCACUAUUGAAGUUGUCUUAUCAAAGUUUGCUAAAAGCCACUAAUGGAUUCUCUCCAGAUAAUUUGAUUGGUGUUGGUAGUUUUGGAUCUGUGCCAAAAUCUGUAAAUAUUAUCCAAAGAUUGAAUAUUGCUAUUGAUGUUGCUUCUGCACUUGAGUAUCUUCACUAUCACUGUGGAACGCCAAUUGUUCACUGUGAUCUAAAACCAAGUAAUAUCCUUCUUGAUGAAGAAAUGGUCGGACAUGUAAGUGAUUUUGGGUUAGUGAAGUUUCUUACUAGUAGGAUGCUUUACUACUCAACAAAUCAUUCCAGUUCACUUGGCAUUAGAGGAACUAUUGGUUAUUGUCCUCCAGAGUACGGUGUGGGAAGUGAAGUAUCAAUGCAUGGUGAUGUAUUUAGUUUUGGCAUACUCUUAUUGGAGAUGUUCACGGGAAAGAGGCCGACUGAUGACAUGUUCAAAGAUAAUUUAAGUCUUCAUAAUUAUGUCAAAAGAGGUUUUCCAGAACAAGUGAAACAAGUAGUAGAUCCCAAGCUUUUUCAUAUGCAACUCGAUGCAGAUGCAACAUCAAAUCACAAUUUCAGGAAUAGGAGAAAUAACAUGUUGAUUGAAUGCUUGACUUCAAUAUUAGAAAUUGGAAUUUAUUGUUCUAUGGAAUCACCACAAGAGCGAAUGAAUAUUAGUGAUGUUAUUACUCAGCUCUCUUCUGUUAGAAGCAAACUUGUUGGAACUCGAUUCUAA